Molecule: messenger RNA, 1488 nt
Organism: Daldinia childiae
Lineage: Eukaryota; Fungi; Ascomycota; Sordariomycetes; Xylariales; Hypoxylaceae
Product: Ribosome biogenesis protein YTM1
Exons: 2
Coding region: 1-1488 (495 amino acids)
Biological process (GO): ribosome biogenesis
Cellular component (GO): preribosome, large subunit precursor
Molecular function (GO): protein binding
Source: RefSeq, a predicted model, not a curated record
AUGGAUUCCUCUAUAGGCCAACCAGGAGCGGCCGAGGCCCAGCAAAUCCGGGUCAAUUUCACCACAACAUCUCCAGAUCUUCAAUUACCUGAAGGUCGAACCCAAUUGCUUGUGCCAGCAGAUAUCAAGCGAUAUGGCCUAUCCCGCGUCCUCAACUCCGAGUCUAUGCUCGACACCCCAUCGCCUAUCCCCUUCGACUUCCUCAUCAACGGUAGCUUCCUGCGCACCUCGCUCGAGGACUACCUAAAGGCCAACGGGCUCUCCGCCGAAUCCACAGUCACCGUGCAGUACGUUCGCAGCUUAAUACCGCCCUCCUUCCAGGCUAGCUUCGAGCACGACGAUUGGGUUAGCGAUGUCGAUGUUCUGUCUGAAACUUCGCGCGCGGGUGUCUGGAGCGGUGGGAAGUUUGUUACGGGCCAGGAUCGGAUUUUGUCGGCGUCGUAUGAUGGUCUGCUAAGGAUAUGGAAUAAAUCUGGGAACGUUAUCGCUACUUCUUCGUCCAGCAGCCUUGGCGGCCACAGCGCUAGCGUCAAGUCUGCGAAAUUCAUAUCCGCGUCGCAGGUCGCGUCAGCUGGGCUCGACCGUACAGUCCGCAUAUGGAAAUACACCGAGGCUGAUGACUAUCUCUCCGGUACUCUAAAGCCUACACUCGAGCUAUACGGACACAAAGCCGGCAUCGAGUCCCUCGACGUCCACGGCCCGACUGGACGCAUCCUAACCGCUGCCAGCGACGGCACCAUCGGCCUCUGGACAACAUCCAAAUCCGCCGCCCCCGCCGCCCCAGCAGGCCUCCUCCCCGGCGCCAACGUCUCCUCCUCCAAGAAGCGCAAAAUCGCCUCCACGGCACCCCAACGCGGCCCUCUCUCCCUAACCCAACCCCACACGACCUCCGCCUCCGCCGCGCUCUUCGACCCAGCCGACGCCACGGUAGCGUACACCGCAUCCCAGGACCACACGAUCCGCACCAUCGACCUAACGACCAGCAAAGUCGAAAACGUAAUCACAACCUCGCACCCGCUGCUCUCGCUAUGCGCCAUCCGGCGCAACGGCAACAGCGUGCUCCUCGCAGCAGGCACUUCGGCGCGGCACAUCACGCUUGCGGACCCGCGGGCCGGCGCGGCCGCGACCUCGGUGAUGACGCUGCGCGGACACCGCAACAUGGUUACCGCCAUCGCGGCAUCGCCCGAAAACGAGUACAGCCUGGUCUCCGCCUCGCACGACGGCACGUGUCGGAUCUGGGACCUGCGGGGCGCGCGCGCGGGCACGCGGGCCGAGGGCGGGGGAGCGGUCAGCGAGUCCGUGUAUGUGAUUGAGCGGGAGAGCCAGAAAAGCAGCAGCAGUAGUUCGAAUACUAAGGGCGGCGACGUACCGGGCCGAGGGGCAAAGGUGUUUGGUGUGGCGUGGGAUCGCAGUUGGGGGAUCGUUAGUGGUGGCGAGGAUCGCAUGGUGCAGGUUAAUCGGGGGAGGGAUUUGCUCGCCGUUGACUAG